AUGCCCGCCUUCAGCGGCAUGCCCUACAAACUCCAAAUGAGACCACAGAGCAAGUUUGAGCAUGUGGUGUUCAGCUCCCUGUCUGUGGACUUCAAGAUGACAGAUUUGAACAUGUACCGUCUGGCCAAGCUGCGUCUGGCCAAGCUGCGGCAAGACUUGCAGGUGAAAUAUCAUCAGACCAAUAAUGGGGUAUUAGAACUGUGCGAGCGUCUGUACAGACUGUGGGAGUGUCUGGAUGAAGACCAGAUAUACAGAGACAACUUCCUCAAGGCGCACCCUGGCUGCCAUGCAGCCACUGAAGCUGCCAUCAAGGAGGAAAUCAAGUGUUGCGAGAAGAUUCAGGUGUUGGUAGCGAAUGUGCGCACAGAAAUCAAGCACAUGUGGGACAACAACUCGAGCCAGCAGCAAGAAGAGUUUGUCCACUACUACCAGGACAUCUUCAAUGAAGAAACCCUCCGGAUACAUAAAAUGUAUCUGGAUAGGAUUACUAACUACUACAAUGAGCACAAGCCCAUCUUCGAGCUGGUGGCGGCGCGCAGGAAGCUGUGGCUGAAGCAGGCCGCGCUGGACGCGCGCGUGGCCGAGCCCGGCCGCCUGCACAACCGCGGCGGGAACCUGCUCCGCGAGGAGAAGGAGAGGAAAGCUAUCGAAGUCAAUCUCCCGAAAAUUGAGACCCAAAUUCGCGAAAUAGUAACAGAGUACGAGGCGAAAUCCGGCAAUACCUUCAUCGUGGACGGAGUACCUCUACUGCAGCUUAUCGAGGACGAAAAGGAGUCGAGGAUAGCUGAGCGGCGCAACAAGGUGUCGGCCCGCAAGCGGGCGCGGGCGCAGGCGCAGGCGCAGACGGGCGCCGCCGCGUCGCGCGCGCCGUCCCCGCGCGCCCCCGCCCCGCGCGCGCCCUCCCCGCGCGCCGCCUCGCCGCCCGCCCCCUCGCCGCCCGCCAGGCGCGGCCGCACCGCCGACAGGCACAGGACUGUUGUUGCCAACUGCUGGGCGAGCGCGGUGGACGUGUUGACCGCUCAGCCCAACCAGCGAGUCAGCGGCCGGCUGGCCACGAAGGCCCUCGUGGCGAAGGCGGAGGGCGCCGGCGCCGCCCGCAGCGCCAACAGGAACCUGGAGUACGGAGCCGACGCCCCGAAGACGCCCAAAGUGAGCGCCAGCAUACUUCGGCAUAAGCGCUCGUUAGAAGUUUCUGUACUGAUUGUCAAUCUCCCGCAUGUCGUCGUGAAUGUUCGUCGGUCGUUCGGGUGGCGGGUCGUGGGUCGUGGGUCGUGGGUCGCGGGUCGUGGGCUGUGGGUUGCGGGCAGUGCGCGCUGUGCUCUGACGAAGUUUGCCUCCCGCCAGUCCGUCGGGCCGCGGCGCCGCCCCGCCGCCCCCGGCCGCGCGGCGGCGGGCGCCUCGAACAGGAACCCGCUGGACACCACGUCAUACGCUGAUUUCAAGAAGGGCAUUGAUGAGAGGAGCGAAGGCCACAGCUCAAUAUUACAGAGGCUCCCAAACCGCAUCCCCGUGAUUGUGUGCGACGCGUUCGAGGAGACUCAAGAUGACAGUCCAAUUAAUUCGGCGCCCAUGAGUCCAAAAACGGGGAAGGAAAAUAAGCGAGGCGCUGUAGCAGCAACACCUGAUCUCGUAUGCACUCCCACUAGGCUUACGAGAUCAGCAUUAGAACUGCGGACGAGCGACAGCCCCGCUGCUUCCCGCGCGCCGCCCAGGUGUCAUUCCACCAACAACCUGGCUCGUAAAAACACCCCGACCGAGUGAAAUAGCCUUUUAUUUUAAUUAAUUCCGUACCUGAUAUAGAUACCAAAUAUAAAACACAUACAAAGUCACGUACAAAAUUUCAUAUGUAGACAUGUACCAUCUUAUUCAAUAGAUACACAGUUGUAUAUCUAUUGAAUAAGAUAGUACAUGUCUACAUAUGAAAUUAUGCACUGAACUUAACUAUGGAAAUGGCGUCUGGACGUCGUUAUUAUUGCAAUAGAUUAUAAAAUAUUGUAAACUGCUGAUAUUUUUUUACUCUUACCUUCUGACUACUGUUUGAUGUAAAUAUUUGACUCUCUUAUUAAUUUUAGAAUAAUUUAAUAUUUAUAUAAUUUUGCGCGUUUAACUAAGAGAGGUUUAAUUUGUUAAUGAGUCCAAUUAAGUUAGUUAUAUUAUAUUUAAUUUGAUGUAUAUUUACUUUAUAUUUUGAAUUGUAUGUAUUUUGGAUUAUAGAUUAAUGAUUAUAUGUGGAUAUCAUGUUCAAUUAUUUUAAUAUGUUUAUGUCAUUAUGAUCAAUUGCGAUCAACUGGAAUUGAUCGAUAAUUUGAUCUCUCGUUACAGUAAGAGCAGCUUUUUAUUAAGAUGUUGCUUCUUCAUAUAACGGUUGUAGCGUACUUAAUAUUAUUCAGUAUUCAAUGUGCAAUAUAUCUACCGAGAACCAUGCUAAGCUGUGUUCCGGCAGACUAGUCGGGUCUUAAGUAGCUUUAUUCUUUUUAAUAUUAUUCAGUAUUCAAUGUGCAAUAUUCAAUGUGCCGAGAACCAUGCUAAGCUGUGUUCCGGCAGAGUAGUCGGGUCUUAAGUAGCUUUAUUCUUUUUAAUAUUAUUCAGUAUUCAAUGUGCAAUAUUCAAUGUGCCGAGAACCAUGCUAAGCUGUGUUCCGGCAGACUAGUCGGGUCUUAAGUAGCUUUAUUCUUUUUAAUAUUAUUCAAUAUUCAAUGUGCCGAGAACCAUGCUAAGCUGUGUUCCGGCAGAGUAGUCGGGCCUUAAGUAGCUUUAUUCUUUUUAAUAUUAUUCAGUAUUCAAUGUGCAAUAUUCAAUGUGCCGAGAACCAUGCUAAGCUGUGUUCCGGCAGAGUAGUCGGGUCUUAAGUAGCUUUAUUCUUUUUAAUAUUAUUCAGUAUUCAAUGUGCCGAGAACCAUGCUAAGCUGUGUUCCGGCAGACUAGUCGGGUCUUAAGUAGCUUUAUUCUUUUUAAUAUUAUUCAAUAUUCAAUGUGCCGAGAACCAUGCUAAGCUGUGUUCCGGCAGAGUAGUCGGGCCUUAAGUAGCUUUAUUCUUUUUAAUAAACUGUCCAAGUAACAA
This is a messenger RNA of Cydia pomonella (codling moth), 3061 nucleotides long. Its product is annotated as protein regulator of cytokinesis 1-like. The record is from RefSeq and is a predicted model, not a curated record. Gene Ontology annotation, biological process: microtubule cytoskeleton organization; mitotic spindle midzone assembly. Lineage: Eukaryota; Metazoa; Arthropoda; Insecta; Lepidoptera; Tortricidae. Gene Ontology annotation, molecular function: microtubule binding. Gene Ontology annotation, cellular component: cytoplasm; mitotic spindle midzone; spindle.